GAGAGAUGAUAGUCUUCAUCAUGAUAGCGAGAAGAAGACUUUGAGAGGCAAACCGACUGGGACUCUUCACAACAAGGACCAUAAAACGCGACCUUGGACAAGCUCAAGUCAAGAUGGGCUGCACAUGCAGUGGCCAAGUGGUCAAUGACAACUUAUACACGAAAAAACGAAGCUCUCUGGACUCCUUGGCGUCGAAUCACUCAAUUUGGCGAGGAAACAACUACUGUGGAAAUGAUGAUGUCGUGUUUGUGGCUCAACACGACUUCAAGCCCAACAACAACAGCGAACUUUCCUUCGAAAAGGGUGAUCAGUUCAAGGUGCUGCAGGAAAACGGAGAUUGGUGGUUGGUUCGGUCGCUAGUCACGGGUUACGAAGGUUUCAUUCCGUCGAACUACGUUGUUCGGGCGGACACUCUUGAGGUGGAGAAAUGGUUCUUCAAGGACCUGAGCAGGCGAGAGACGGAACGGUUGCUCCUGGCGCCAGGAAACAAACCCGGAGCUUUUCUCAUUAGGGAAAGCGAAACGUUUCAAGGCUCCUUCUCGCUGUCCGUCAGAGAUUUCACCCCGGAAACCGCCGAUGUGGUGAAACACUACAAGAUCCGGUCUCUUGAUAAAGGAGGCUACUACAUCUCCCCAUCCAGCACUUUCCCAUCUUUGCAGGAGCUGGUCAAGUACUAUACAUGUACCGCCGACGGUUUGUGCCAGCGUCUGUACGCUCCUUGCAAAAAGAAGCCCCCUCAGCAGCCGUGGGCUCCGGAUGAGUGGGAGAUUCCACGAGAGACCCUAACACUAGUGAAGAAACUCGGAGCCGGGCAGUUCGGAGAAGUUUGGAUGGGGUAUUAUAAGAAUACGCUGAAGGUUGCCAUCAAGACGCUGAAGGAGGGCACCAUGGAACCCCACGCGUUUCUGCAAGAAGCCAACUUGAUGAAGCAGUUGCAGCACGAACGGCUAGUGCGACUUCACGCAGUAGUCACACGGGAGCCCAUUCUCAUCAUCACGGAGUUUAUGAUCAAUGGAUGUUUACUGGACUUUUUAAAAACAGAUGAAGGAAAAAAACUCAGGCUAAACAAGCUAAUCGACAUGUCAGCACAGAUAGCCGAGGGCAUGGCCUACAUCGAGAGCAAGAACUCCAUCCAUCGUGAUUUACGGGCAGCUAACAUCCUGGUCAACGAGACACUGCAUUGCAAGAUAGCGGAUUUCGGUCUGGCUAGGCUGGUGGAGUCUGAGUAUACGGCGCAAGAAGGUGCCAAAUUUCCCAUCAAAUGGACCGCUCCCGAGGCCAUCAAUUACGGCACGUUCAGCAUCAAGUCCGAUGUGUGGUCAUUUGGAAUUCUCCUGACAGAAAUAGUCACCUACGGAAGAAUACCAUAUCCAGGAAUGACCAACCCGGAGGUGGUCCGCAACCUGGAGCGUUCCUUCAGGAUGUCGUGUCCGGAAGGUUGCCCGGAGGAGCUUUACCACAUCAUGAUGGCUUGCUGGAAGGAGCGGCCCGACGAGAGGCCUACCUUUGAAUUUCUGCAAAACAUCCUGGAGGAUUUCUUCGUCGCGACGGAGGGACAAUACGAGAUGCAGACGUGAUUUUAUUCUGGAAAAACACACAAAAUGGACAUUGGCAUAAAGGUAGUUCUGUGAAUUUAAAUGAGUUUAUCGCGAGCAGGCAUCCAAUCCACUUCAAAUGGAUCGGAUAUCUAGCGUGGUAGCCAAUGUGUUAAUUUAGCAUAAUAUCAUGCCCCACUGGAUGCUUUAAUAAUGAUAAUGUUCUCAUUAAAAAAAAAAUCCCAAGAAUCAUAGUUUGGAGACAUCUAAAGGCCAAUAAGUAUAAUUGCCAUGUUAAGCUGUGACUAGCCCUUGUACAAAGUAAGUCUUCUAUAUUCACUUGGAAAGCAAAGGGCAUAUUGGCCCAAAACAGAUAAUGAGAAACCAAUGUCAAUAUUAUCCAAUAUCGUUUUGAAAUGCUUUUAUCGGCUAACCUAUAAUAUCGUGCAACUCUAAAUAUCAUCAUACUGUACAGCACUACAUGAAUGAUGUGCCUUGAGAUGCGGAUUUUUUUGUUCUGACCAUCCUCAUACUUCAAAACACAAAAUCAACUUUCCUCAUUGAAAUGAAUAGAAAUCACAUUCAUUUGUUACAGCAGCAUUGACUUUAUGUCACUUGUACUUUAUAAAAUUGUAUUAUAAUGAAACAAUUAAAUGGAAUGUUCCGAUAUAUACAUUUUAUGCAUGAUGAUUGAUUCAUUUCGGCUCCUUAUCUGUAAUGAUUGCAAUUUAGGUUGCUUCUAUUUUUAAAAAAGAGUGUGGGAAAAGUAAAAUCGAAAUUGAAGGGCCAAAGUGCAUCAA
Corythoichthys intestinalis (scribbled pipefish) is the source of this 2335-nucleotide messenger RNA. RefSeq names its product BLK proto-oncogene, Src family tyrosine kinase (gene blk). Gene Ontology annotation, cellular component: extrinsic component of cytoplasmic side of plasma membrane. NCBI's taxonomy places the organism in Eukaryota, Metazoa, Chordata, Actinopteri, Syngnathiformes, Syngnathidae. The coding region runs from base 114 to 1577 and encodes 487 amino acids. Gene Ontology annotation, molecular function: non-membrane spanning protein tyrosine kinase activity; ATP binding; signaling receptor binding. Gene Ontology annotation, biological process: protein phosphorylation; cell differentiation; innate immune response. The transcript has 13 exons. The record is from RefSeq and is a predicted model, not a curated record.